AUGAAGAUCUUCCUGGGAUGGGACAAUAUUAUUGCGUANUUGUAUUUUCUUGACUGUUGGUCACGGGAUGACGCUGUAUAUGAAGAGCUUCAGAAGCCGGAGUGUGAUAAGAAGCUCUUGCCCGUAGAUGAAGAUCUUCCUGGGAUGGGACAAUAUUAUUGCGUACACUGCGAUCGGUACUUUGCAAAUGUGGCGGUGAGGGAUGAACAUUUCAAGUCGAAAAGGCACAAGAAGCGUGUGAAGCAAAUGAUGGGGCCUGCACCACAUACCCAACUUGAUGCUGACCUAGCUGCUGGAAUGGGUAUGCCAGAUAACGGCCCAAAGCUAAUGUCAAUGUGA
Molecule: messenger RNA, 339 nt
Organism: Ilex paraguariensis (yerba mate)
Lineage: Eukaryota; Viridiplantae; Streptophyta; Magnoliopsida; Aquifoliales; Aquifoliaceae
Source: the annotation of a GenBank genome assembly